AUUCCAAUAUUUUGUAUAUGGCAGCAAUUUCUUUCUAAUUCCUCAACAGAAACCAAAAACUCCCUGAGCUUUUUGUCUUCCUCUAGGUGGGGAGAGUGGAUUCUUGUUUAGAGUAUACCAAAAACACAAGCCCCAGCUUUUAGUGAGGUCCAUCACCAAUAACAAAAAAAAAAUACAAAGAUCAGAGAAGACACAUAGAAGCUUCUAUUAACCUUUUACAGUCUUCUGUUCAAAUGUCAAAUAUUUCAGGUGAUGAAGGAAGCUUCUCCUCAGGAAAUAAUGGAGAAGAAGUUCAUCAAGAAAGCCAGCAGCAACAUCUACAAAGCCAACUUCAUGACUCAAGUUCAGGACCAUCCGGUGCUUGCAAUAGCAAUGCCUCCUCUAAUCAACAACAAACCAAGAAGAAACGAAAUCUUCCUGGAACCCCAGAUCCUAAUGCUGAAGUUGUUGCUUUAUCACCAACCACACUAAUGGCAACAAAUAGAUUCGUGUGUGAGAUCUGCAACAAAGGGUUCCAGAGGGACCAAAACCUUCAGUUGCACCGCAGAGGUCACAAUCUUCCAUGGAAACUGAGACAAAGAACAAGCACUGAGGUGAAGAAGCGGGUCUAUGUGUGCCCUGAGCCAUCAUGCGUCCACCAUAACCCAGCUCGUGCAUUAGGGGACCUCACUGGCAUAAAAAAACAUUAUAGCCGCAAACACGGUGAGAAGAAAUGGAAAUGUGACAAGUGCUCCAAAAGAUACGCAGUGCAAUCUGAUUGGAAGGCUCACCAGAAAACUUGUGGCACUAGGGAAUACAAAUGUGAUUGUGGUACCAUAUUUUCCAGGAGAGAUAGUUUCAUCACCCACAGAGCUUUCUGUGACGCAUUAACUGAAGAAAACAACCGAGUGAACAACCAGGGAUUAACAAGUGGCAUGCCACCAAACUUACAAAGUCAAAUACCCGAUCUCAUGUCUACCAUGCCCCUAACCACUAGUCCCAACACAGCAUCCAAAUUCGGGGAAUAUGACCCUAAGAACCCUCUAAAAUCACUAGCCCAAGAACUUGUCCCAAUACCAUUCAAGUUCAUGAGCAUGGGUGGGGGUAUGUUCUCCACCAAUGCAGGUGCACUCUUUGGUGGCCCAAAAACCAUGUCUCCCUCUUCUUCCAGCCUCCAGCUAGGCUCCAGCACCUCAUCAAGCUUCAAUUACUUGCAAGACAGCGAAAACGGAGGACUAAUCGCGGCCUCGGCUCAAAUGUCCGCAACAGCAUUACUACAGAAAGCAGCACAAAUGGGUGCCACUGCAAGCAAUAGCAUUAACUCCCCAAUGAUGCAAAAAGGCUUUGUUAGUGGUACUACUACUGGUCCUGAUCAUGUUUCUUCCACUACUAGGCCACCAUAUUCUGGUGCUAUGCUUCAGCACAACAACUCCUAUGACCACUUCUCUCCACAGCCUGAUCUUUCCAGCAUGGCUGAGGUGAGUGGUGGAGGAGCAUUCAUCAAUCAGUUGUUUCAUAAAGGACAAGAGAUUUCGCAAGUUUUCGAUACUAACAAUCCCGGUUCUGCCAUGAAUGAUGUGGGAAUGUUCGGCCAAAUGCCAAUGGGGAGAGAUCAUCACAACCAAGGGUUGAUGAAGAGCGUGGAACAAGAAGUUAGUAAUAGUUCCAGUUUGAUGCAUGGAAGAGAUGUGAAUGAUGGUAACCACCCAAUGCAGCCAUCAACAAGGUUUGGAGGGAGUGACAUGACAACUGUUCAUGACUUUUUGGGCAUUGGUGGUUCAACUUCAAGAGUUAUGAAUCAUUUUCAUCACCAUUUUCCACACGAGGAUUCAACUAUAGAGGAACCCAUGUGGGAUGUUUGAAAUCAUCAGAUACUAAUCAUGUUGUGUGGAAUGCUUUAAUGGUUAGAAUUGGAUACGAAACAGAAUAUUUAACCAAUUUCAAUGCUGCGUUUACCUUUUGAAUCAA
Molecule: messenger RNA, 1947 nt
Organism: Glycine soja
Lineage: Eukaryota; Viridiplantae; Streptophyta; Magnoliopsida; Fabales; Fabaceae
Product: zinc finger protein GAI-ASSOCIATED FACTOR 1-like
Exons: 3
Coding region: 234-1841 (535 amino acids)
Cellular component (GO): nucleus
Molecular function (GO): DNA-binding transcription factor activity
Source: RefSeq, a predicted model, not a curated record